ACAGAGGGAGCAUUAUCGGACUUCAUCGCAGAGCAUUUGGGUAUCGGUAAUACCAGUCAUUCCAAGGCGAUUGAACCUCAAGUGCAUUUUGCCUUGAUGACAUUGAGGCCGUCGCCUGUGAAUGGCGUGCCCCAACCCAUUACGAACGGAAAGACAUCGGUGGUGAUGUGUAAGGACGGCUCAGGUCUCGACCUCAACUACCGGGCUACUAGUAAACUGGUCAAACGCCAA
This is a messenger RNA of Sphaeroforma arctica JP610, 231 nucleotides long. RefSeq lists its product as hypothetical. The record is from RefSeq and is a predicted model, not a curated record. The annotation marks the transcript as partial. Lineage: Eukaryota; Ichthyosporea; Ichthyophonida. The transcript has 2 exons.